Molecule: messenger RNA, 2802 nt
Organism: Talaromyces amestolkiae
Lineage: Eukaryota; Fungi; Ascomycota; Eurotiomycetes; Eurotiales; Trichocomaceae
Exons: 1
Coding region: 1-2802 (933 amino acids)
Biological process (GO): carbohydrate metabolic process
Source: RefSeq, a predicted model, not a curated record
AUGCGUAUUGCUCGCUGUGGUAUCCACGGGUUUCACGAAACGUUGGGCAUUGAUGUCGACGAAUUGAGAUUUUUCUGGUCCAUAGAAUGUGGCCGGCCUGGGUCUCGACAAGUCGCAUACCGCGUGGAAGUGACUACCGACAAGGAGGCCCUCGAAGCAAACGAAUUACAAGUCUCCGAUCAUGUAUGGGAUUCAGGACGAGUUGAAACCGACAAUCAAAGAAACGUCCUGUGCAAGCCUACCAAUGGCUUUCAGUCAACAUGCAGUCACUAUUGGCGAGUAACUGUCUGGGAUGAUGCCGGUCUCGCCUAUUAUAGCGCUGUGAACUUCUUCUUCACUGCGUAUCCCAGGUCUUCUCGUCUGUUGCCUCCUUACAGCAUGAAUCAAACCUACAUGCCUCAUAGCAGUCUCAUUUUCCGGACGUGGUUUGAGGAUGAGUCCAAUCGCUGGAAGGCAGUCUGGAUUGGGAACGGAGGUGAUAGACCUCUUUAUCUAAGGAAGCCCGUUCAGUUAGUGGACCAACCUGUUCGCGCCAUACUUUUCGCAUCUGGCUUGGGUCACUUCAAUAUGACAGUGAAUGGAAAGCCGGCCUCGAAUCAUCGCCUAGAUCCUGGUUGGACAAAUUAUCAUAGGAGAGUCCAAUAUACGGCGUACGAUAUUACCCAAUCUUUGGGUCUUGGAGAGAACGUGCUUGGAGUUCAUCUGGGCAAUGGCUUUUACGCAGGUGAAAAGGGCGGCGAAGGUCGCUUCUUCUGGCCAAUGUAUGAAGACAACACAUAUGUUCGCUACGGGAAUGAACUCUGCUUCUUUGGAGAAUUACACCUGUUCUAUGCCGACGAUCGACAUGAGAUUAUUAUUUCCGAUCCAUCUUGGCAAGUACGUAAUAGUGCUACUACUCUUGCAAAUAUCUAUGCAUCGGAAGACCAUGAUCGGAGACAGUAUCCGUUUGGUUGGGACAUGUCUGGAUUUGAUGCCAGUGGCUGGAUUCCUGCCAAGCCAGUUACUGGACCUAGGGGACACAUAUAUUACCAGACACAGCCUCCAGUUGUCUUACAUGAGACAUUUGAGCCGGUCAAAACUCAUAGCCCGAAGCCUGGCAUUGUAUGCUACGACUUGGGACAGAAUUCGUCGAUCAUGGUCAAAAUCACGCUUCAAGGUACCGCUGGUUCAGAGGUGAUCGUCCGAUAUGCCGAGUCUGUUAAGGAAGAUGGCACAGUUCUGAUGCCCGAUCCGCUAUUCAAAGAGUUUGAAACUGGUGUAUAUUCACGUAUUCAUCUCGCUGGUGGUGAAAUCGAGGUAUGGGAGCCAGACUUCUCCUUCACAAGCGCCCGGUAUAUUCAAAUUGAAGGCGUUUCAACACCUGAAUCUACCCAAGGAGAAUUACCCGUGGUUCAUUCUGUCGUGGGAAGACACAUCUCGUCAGCAGCUCGAAGACUGGGCACAAUGCGGACCGACAAGGAAGACGUCAACUCUCUACUGAAUGCCCUCUAUUGGACGUUCCAAAGUAACUUGUUCAGUUACCACACCGACUGCCCACAGAUUGAGAAGUUCGGCUGGCUAGAAGUGACUCACUUGUUGGCUCCUGCAACACAGUAUAUUCGUGACAUGGAGUCGCUUUACUCUAAAAUACUUGAUGAUAUACUAGAUGCACAGGAGCCCAAUGGUUUGGUGCCCACAAUGGCCCCUGAGAUGCGAUACAUGUGUGGUCCACUGCACGACACAAUCACCUGGGGCGGCGCCAUCUGCUUGCUUCCAGAUAUCCUCCUUCGCUACUACGAUUCCACCCAUGUCAUUCCAAAGGUGUACCCGGCUGCUGUCAGAUAUAUGGAAUACAUGAGAUCGAAAGAGCGCAAAGGAGGGUUGAUUGAGCAUGGUCUUGGUGACUGGGGAAGAGAUAUCGCAUUCGGCAAUCAUCAGGCAAAUAUCGAAACCGCCAUCUAUUACCGCUGUCUUCAAUGUGUGGCUGUUAUGGCUACUGAGCUAGGUAAAGUCGACGAGGCGUCGUAUUUCACAGAGUGGGCGGAUCGCAUUGCAAAAGUUUACAACAAACAUCUUCUGGUUACGGAUGAUCCUUCGCGUCCAUACGCAUACUAUACAUCGUUGGACAAUUAUCCACAGCGCGAUGCCACAGCUGUGAACCAGGCAUUAGCUCUCCAGCAUGGACUCGUACCCGAACAACAUCGAGACGAUGUAAUGCGCGCCUUUUUAGAUGAUACCAAAGAUGGCCGUAUUCGCGCUGGUGAGAUUGGAUUACCGUAUCUCUUCAACACCCUCGGAGACGCCAAACGGUCUGAUAUUGUUCUGCAAAUGGCCCGACAGGAGGAACAUCCCUCGUACAUGCGUUUCCUGCGUAGAGGCGAAACUACUCUAUCGGAGUUUUGGCAGGACGCCUGUCGCAGUAAAUGUCAUGACAUGUUGGGAACUAUUUAUGAAUGGUUUUAUGCAUCCGUCCUGGGCUUGAAACCUGUCGGCAAUGCUUACCGCACUUUUGUCGUGGAGCCUGCUUAUGAGUCUGAGUUUGACUAUAUUGAGGGCGAGGUUGAUAGUCCUUAUGGACUGAUUACGGUCAAAUUGAAUCGGAAUGUCGAGAAAAAUGGCGAUAGUAAUGGUACCACCACUUUGUGGGUCACCAUCCCGUUUGGUACAACGGCCACUAUCAAACUCCCCCCUCUGAGCGCGGAUGAGAUCGCAGAUAGGAUGGUGUUUGUUGGUGACGAGAAAGAUGGCGAAAGAGUCGCCGGAGAAACGAUUCAGCUUUCUCAUGGUCUACAUACCGUUGUCAUUUCAAGUAUAUGUAGAUAA